This is a messenger RNA of Westerdykella ornata, 1440 nucleotides long. RefSeq lists its product as uncharacterized. Gene Ontology annotation, biological process: chromatin remodeling. Lineage: Eukaryota; Fungi; Ascomycota; Dothideomycetes; Pleosporales; Sporormiaceae. Bases 50 to 1144 code for a protein of 364 amino acids. Gene Ontology annotation, cellular component: Ino80 complex; nucleus. The record is from RefSeq and is a predicted model, not a curated record. The transcript has 3 exons.
GCUCACUCCACACCACUCCUCACACCAUAACUCCCUAUCCUUUUCUCAAAUGGCUACGGAAGCAGAUACUCCCAUAGAGGGCGAUGCGCGUGAAAUCCUGCCAGUCGAUGCGCAAGACGCGGCGCACAAGGCUCCUGUGAAGCGCUCAUGGAGGCGCAAAUAUCGAAAAAUGCGCCUCAAAUUCGAGGAAACCAUGAAUACAAGCAAUAACCUCAUCAGAGACGAGUGCAAGGCGAUCGCAGUAGCGCGGCGACUGCAGGAGCAGAAUGACCAAAUUCUUGAAGCACUUCUCGACCUGAACGAGAUGACGCGCCUGCCUGCAAACCUUCGAUUCGAUCUUCGCGACCUCUCUGAGACCGGCUCCCAUCUAACCUUACCCGAAUCCGAAGCACGAGCGGAUGCCCUACAGCGCAGGUUACAGGAGCUCCGGAACGACAUGGUAAAUGGCCUAAUCACGCCCGAAGACUUCGCACAAAAGUCAGACCAGCUCCACACCCAGUCAAUAAUACCUACCCGGUCGCUGGCGGACCUCGAAGCCAAGGUCCCACAUACCACCCAUCCGCCCGAUCCUCUACCAGAGGGUUUGCUGAUUGGCGAAAACGCACCCAGUUACAUGUCACCUGCACACGAGGAAGAGUACCUCCUUGCAAUGGAUCAAGCCAUCGCCGAUCCGUCAAUAUACGACCCGGAUGCGCACGACGGGCGUCCCCUUCGCCUGCCGCAAACGCGCCACCACAUACCUACUGAGAAGGAGCUUUCCAUCCAGAACCCAGAUAGCGUCUACAACUGGCUGAGAAAGCACCAACCGCAAGUCUUCCUCCAAGAUAAAGAUGUCGCGCAUGCGGAGACGGUGUCGGAGAAAUCUUCGGCGCGGCCGGCGACCACGUCAGGGAGGAAGCGACAUUCCCACGUCUCCGGAGCUACCCCAGGACUAAAGAAUGAGGAGAUAGACGAGGAGCUGGGCUUUAUCCCUGAGAUGGUGACUACGAGCGGUAGGGGAAAGAGAGGGCAUAAGGGAGAAGACGACGGCGCAUAUAGGCCUAAGGGUAGUGGUCGGGGUUCUAAGAGAAAACGGGAGGACGGCGAGACGAGCAAUAGAGGAGGGAGGAAGAAGAGACAGAGUGCCGCUUCUGCGGUCGUGUAAGGAUUGAGAUUGGAAGGUUGCAUUGGAAGCGUAGGGCCCGGUGUCUGGUGUUAUAUCGGUCCUCAUUGUUGCCUUCAGGAUACUGUCUAGGGGUCGCCAUGUGUACUUGUUAUUGUACCGGGACUUGGGCUGGCACAGGUGUGGAUAUGGAAGGUUGGGUCAUGAUACCCAUUCAAUCACUGCGAGAGCUAUGCAAUAGACAAAAGGAAUUGCGCAGUGGACCUUACAUGGUUCCAGAGGUACCAUAUGUCUCAAAUCAUAGAGGACUAGUACCACUCAAUGCGAAUGUGAUUUUG